Molecule: messenger RNA, 1533 nt
Organism: Saccostrea echinata
Lineage: Eukaryota; Metazoa; Mollusca; Bivalvia; Ostreida; Ostreidae
Product: ADP-ribosylhydrolase ARH3-like
Exons: 7
Coding region: 142-1254 (370 amino acids)
Cellular component (GO): nucleus; mitochondrion
Source: RefSeq, a predicted model, not a curated record
GUUCCGGAUCAAAGACAAGUAGCAUAGUAAAUUUUUUUUUUUUAAAUUGUACUCGUAUUCAACAAGUUUAGUAGGACCGAUCUCAUACGGAUUUGGAAGUUUGGUUUCACCUGAAAAGAAAGUGAAAGUGAAACAAGGCAAAUGAUGUCGGGGGAGACUCUUCUUUUGAAAUUCAAAGGCGCUUUAGUUGGUGCUGUACUUGGCGAUUGUAUAGGGUCAACAUUUGAAGGAUUAUGGGCAAAGAGUAUUGCAAUCGAAAAGGUCCUUAAAAAAGUCGAUAAAGUUGAAUUGGAAGCAGAAAAGCCUGACGAAGAAGAUCGAAAAGUAUGGAAGUACACAGAUGACACAGCAAUGGCGAGAAGUGUAGCUAAAUCCCUGAUAGAGAAGAAGGGCCUAGAUCCCAAACACAUGGCACAAAUGUUUUCAGAGGAGUAUUUUAAGGAGCCGUACAGGGGUUAUGGAAUGAGUGUCAUCACAGUGUUUACUAAGCUUAAAGAACAAGGGUAUUUGGACCCCUUCAGACCUGGAGCAGAGCAGUUUAAUGGGUGUGGAUCUUAUGGUAAUGGUGGGGCAAUGCGGAUUGUUCCAGCUGCUUUAUUUGCCUACAAAGAAAACGAUUCCCAGGCCUUGACAGAUCUGGUGGAACAGAUUACCAAGCUAACACACACUCACCCCUCUGCUGUGGAUGGUGCACUCCUCCAGAGCUAUGCUGUGGAUUUGGCUCUGAGGGGAUCAGGAGAAUUGAAGAUAGAAUCAUUCUGUGAUGAACUUCAGAAAAGAAUGAAGGACAGGGAGGAGAAUGAAGCCAAGAAUGCAAAACAGAGAAAAGUGGAAAACAAAGAAGACCAGCCAGACAUGAUAAAAUCAUCAUCAGAGUUCCCAUACACAGACAUUGUGGAUGAAAUUAAGAAAUGUGCCCUGCAAGACCCCAUUCCCACUAGUGAAGAAAUCAGCGAAAGAUUGGGAACAGACAUUGCAGCAUACCGAUCUGUACCAGCAGCUGUGUACUCCUUCCUCAGGGCCUCCACAGAAAUCAACAAACUGGAGGGCAGAAAUCCAUUUGAAAAGACCAUCAUUUUAGCCAUUUCCCUGGGAGGUGAUACAGACACCAUUGCUACAAUGGCUGGUGCAAUAGCAGGUGCUUGGUAUGGAAUAGAGGCUAUCCCAAAAUCCUGGCAAACAAGCUGUGAAGCUGUUGAUGAUGCAUUGACAUUUGCAACACAGCUUCACAAAAUGAAUACCUUGGAUAAGUGAUUUGACAAUACCUAGCAGAACUGGAAUGAUCUCUUUCUUUAAUACAAGAUCUGUUCAUUAUUGAUACCUGUAGGAAAGCUGCUUGAACAAAUUCACUAGUGUGAACUAAAACUAUUUUAUCAGUGCAGGAUAUCUUUAUAAUUCUAAUGGCAUUAAACUCUAAACAUGCUGUAUUUUUACUUCGUCAAACUAAUUCAUAAUUUAAGAAGAAAAUAUAUCUUGCUUUACACUGACUGUGAUACAAUUUUAUUAAUGCAAAUACUUGUACCUUUCAUAAAU